AUGGGUAAGGGCAAGAAGUUCGCAAGGAAAGGCGCCGCCCCAGCCAAUCGAGGACGUUCAAAUUGGACUGAGAUAGUCAAGAGCAAUGAAAAGUAUGAAAGCUACUACAACGAUCACGGGCUCAUUCCCCAAGAAGAGCAAGAGGCUUUCUGGGCUGCCUUGAGAAGAGAGCUCCCUGCUAGCUUUCGCUUCACGGGCUCCCGAGGACAUGCGAUAGCUGUCAAGAAAACACUCGUCGAAUAUCACAUCCCGCAAAUCACCUCCAUCACGUAUGAAGGCAACGUUGUCGAGCCCCCCAAGCCCGUCCCGUGGUAUCCCGAUCAAUUGGCAUGGUUUAUGACGACCCCGAAAAAUGUCAUUCGACGAUUCCCUCCCUUUUCGUCCUUUCAAAAGUUCCUUGUCUCCGAAACAGAGGUCGGCAACAUUACGCGCCAGGAAGUCGUGAGCAUGAUUCCACCUCUAUUCCUCGACGUCAGACCCGGUAUGACGGUGCUUGACAUGUGCGCCGCGCCUGGGAGCAAAUCUACCCAGUUGAUGGAAUUACUACAUGCUGGGGAAGAGGAGAGCGUGCGCAAAGCCGCUGCGGAAAUCGAGCAGGGCACUUACGACCCAUCGCAAAACCCAGAGGGACUGAGAGAUGACGGCCGUACUACUGGCCUUCUCAUCGCCAACGAUAGUGACUACAAACGAGCUCAUAUGUUGAUUCACCAGAUGAAGCGACUCAACUCCCCGAACUUGAUCGUUACAAACCAUGAUGCUACUUUCUAUCCAUCGCUCAAACUUCCCACACCCCCUGGGGACAGACAGCCAAACGUUUAUCUCAAAUUUGAUCGUAUUUUGGCGGACGUUCCUUGUUCUGGAGAUGGAACAACGAGAAAGAACCCCAACAUCUGGUCUGAAUGGAGCCCCAGCAGUGCGCUCGGUCUACACGCAACCCAAAUGCGCAUUCUCGUUCGGGCUCUCCAGAUGCUCAAAGUGGGUGGACGAGUUGUCUAUUCUACAUGCAGUAUGAAUCCAAUUGAGAACGAAGCUGUUAUUGCUGCAGCUAUUGAGCGUUGUGGUGGUCCGGACCAUGUUGAACUUAUCGACUGCAGCAAGGAACUGCCAGACUUGAAGAGAGUCGAUGGAUUGAAUACCUGGAAAGUUCCAGAUCGCGAUAAUCGUAUCUGGAACAGUUGGGAAGAAGUAGAAGAGCACCGAAAGAGCGAAGGGAUUACUGGACUCGGUCGUUUAGCGGCAAGCAUGUUCCCACCGACAGAAAACUUGCAUCUCGAGCGCUGCAUGCGUGUGUAUCCUCAUUUACAAGACACUGGUGGCUUCUUUAUUACAGUUCUAGAGAAGAAGACAGAAAUCAGAGCCAAGCCAGAGGAUUCGACAAAGGUCAUUCCCAAAGCCUCUGUUGCCGCCGUUCUUGAGGAGUUGGACCAAAGGAACCGUAACGGUAAUGGUGGAUUUAUGGACAAGAUCGAAGCGCUCGAUGAUAUUGUGCCCCAUAGUGAGGGAACAAGUCUAAAAGACGCUACAAUAGCUGAAUCAUCCCACCAACCCCCAUACAAAGCAACCUUGGAUGAACCAGCUUCGAAUAAACGAUUGGCUCCUGAAAUUGAAACUCAAAUGCCGGUCAAACGUACAAAGCUUGAAGACGGCACAGAAGUUUUCAUGGGUGAUCGACCAGUCCACUAUCCUCCUCCAUCUGCUGUCGAAGACCUGGAAGAUACCACCGAUUUCUCACGCGCAGAAGAGCCCAAGCCGAAUCCCAACGCUAAGGCGUCGAAGAAAAAGCCGGGACAGCCGUUUGAGGAACCAUUCACCUUUAUCGAUGGCCAACAAGAGGAGGUUGCAAAUAUCUUCAAAUUCUUCAAUAUUUCCGAUCGGUUUCCCCGGGACCGAUUCAUGGUACGAAAUGCGGCGGGCACUCUCAGCAAGACUAUUUACUACACCAGCGCACUGGCGCGAGACAUCCUAACCGAAAACCAGGGACGAGGAAUCAAGUUUGUACAUGCAGGAGUAAAGAUGUUCGUGAAGCAGGAUGCUCAGCGACAGAAUCAGUGCCAAUGGCGCAUCCAGACUGACGGUCUGCAACUAGUAGAGACCUGGGUCGGACCUGAGCGUGUAGUGAUAUUGACCAAGAAGGAAACACUACGAAUUCUAUUGAAGGAGUUGUUCCCUCGCUUGGACAAGGAUAAUUAUCUGCGUUUGGGAGAAGUGGGUGAGAGAAUCAAAGACAUGGAUCUUGGGUGUUGCAUAAUGAGAGUCGAGCCAACUGAAGGUGAAGAUGGAUUCCGUGAGCGAAUGGUCGUCCCUCUCUGGCGAUCAUUGUACUCCGUCAACCUCAUGCUACCCAAGGAGGACCGCCGCGCCAUGCUUCUCCGAAUUUUCAAUGACACCGAGCCCGUCGUUCACAUGCUACCCGCCAAAAAUGCAGCUGUAGCUGAUGGUGAAGCCGAUACAACUGAGAUGAGUGAUAUCGCCGGAGAUGCUGUAACAGCCACAACGGACCCAGAGAUGGUGUCCGAUGUCAUUUCCGCUGGCAAGACAGAGGAAGAGAUAAUCAAAAACGAAAACCUCAUCCGUGGCGAGGAACAGGAAGAACUUGUCACGAAAAGGGAGACGUAUCAGCUCGAUGGCGAUGAAGAGGAUCGAUUUAAUACGACGGUUUAG
Messenger RNA from Talaromyces amestolkiae, 2661 nucleotides. RefSeq lists its product as uncharacterized. Gene Ontology annotation, biological process: tRNA methylation. The record is from RefSeq and is a predicted model, not a curated record. Gene Ontology annotation, molecular function: tRNA (cytidine-N5)-methyltransferase activity; tRNA binding. Bases 1 to 2661 code for a protein of 886 amino acids. Lineage: Eukaryota; Fungi; Ascomycota; Eurotiomycetes; Eurotiales; Trichocomaceae. Gene Ontology annotation, cellular component: cytoplasm; nucleus. The transcript is spliced from 4 exons.